AAUCAUUGUUUUGUUGUUCUUCUUUUUGACAAUCAUUCCGUUUUCAAGCGCAUGCACCGUUACUAUGGAAUCUUCAUUUGUUUGAUCCAAAUUAACCUUUUAUCAGAAUUCUCAACCCCUCCAUAACCGAAUGAUUUUUAUUUGAACCCCAGCAUUUUGCCGCAUGCGACAAUUUCGUCAAACGGUUGAGGAAACGGCUGGCACAUUUUGAUGUAUUAUUUUUGAAUUCAAAGUGAAUUUACCUUUUUCUUAAAUCAGAGUGAAAUCGAAAGCUUUGCGACAUGGUUAAUCAACGGGAAUUUUGGAAAGAAGUAAGGAAAAAUAAUCCGAGAUACAGCGGACAACCACGGGUCGUACCGGCUUUUACCAUUCAAGCGAUGCAGGAAGGAACGGUUGUAGCGAAACCUCCGAAAUGCGGUUUGUACAAGCCGGUGCCGCCAAAACCGUCCUCGUUUCGUAGAUUUUACGAACGGGGAGUUUUUCCGAUAUCAAUGGAGAGCGACGGUAUUACAAUAACGUGGAAAGUGAACAUUGAGGAUUUGGACUUUCAUCAUUAUUUGCCCAUGUUUUUUGACGGUUUGACCGAAACUGAACCACCUUACAAUUUUCUUGUUGAGCAAGGAAUAACGGAUAUGCUCGAACACGGAGGACCCAAAAUUUUGCCAGUCGUUCCUCAAUUGAUUAUACCAAUAAAAAAUGCAUUGAACACCAAAAUUCCUGAAAUAAUUUGCGUAACGAUGAGAAUUCUGCAGCGUCUCGUCAAAUCAGGCGAUUGCAUUGGCGAGGCUUUGGUUCCCUAUUUCCGACAGAUAUUGCCCAUCCCAAAUUUAUUGAAAGAUCGCAAUGUCAAUCUUGGUGAAGGUAUCGAUUAUUCCCAACAGAAAGGAGAAAACCCUGCUGAUCUUAUACAAGAAACCCUGGAAAUUCUCGAGCGCUAUGGUGGCGAAGACGCCUUCAUAAACAUCAAAUACAUGGUCCCCACUUACGAAUCUUGCAUGAUGAAUUAAUUCCAAAUUUUCCAUCUUAUAUUCGUGUAUGAUACUGUAAUAUAAAAAAAAAAGACAUCGCAAGCGUCAAAUUUACGCUCCGAAUCUCUAAGUGCACUCAAGUUUGUUCUCGACAAGCAAAUUUUUCUAUACUGGAAAUGAGCCGUCACACAGCAAAAAUAUCAAAGUGCUUAUUGUACAGAUUUUGACCUCCCGAUUGACUCUAAUUACAAGUCAAAAAUUCGAAGUCUAAAGUGCAUGUGCGUGAAGAAUUAUUUUACCAUGAACUAGUACAGCUAUAGAAUUUUUGUCACUUUUAUUGCAUAACGAAAUCUUACAACGUGGGUAUGGACUUUUGUUGAUUGGCUGGCCAAGUUGAAAGAACAAAUUCUGUAAAAGUCACUUCACUCUGAAAGACGAGUUGUUCGAUUUUUAAACCGUAUCUGCAUUUUUUAAAUGUACUGCAUGAAUGCAAAUGAUUUUAUAACAGAGAACGCAGCUAUUCCAAAUAAAAAUAAACACCGAUGAUGAAAAGAUUAACGUGAAAAUGGUCCAAUAGAAGCAAACUCUUUUUGUUUGGAUCAUAAAAAAAUAUCUGCUUCUUUUUUUCUCUCAACUCAACAACUGUUUUUUUCAUAGAUUCGAAUUUUCACGUUUAACUUGAAUAAAUUUACGCAAAAAAUUGUAUCAAACGUAGAUAAAGUAUAGAAAAGUAAAGUAAUGAGUUUAUAGACUUUUUCAAAAAUUACGUCUGUGUAGUUUCUCAACAAGGUCGAUAAAAUUCGUUGCGCCUAGUGACA
This is a messenger RNA of Venturia canescens, 1786 nucleotides long. Its product is annotated as parkin coregulated gene protein homolog. Gene Ontology annotation, molecular function: Hsp90 protein binding; Hsp70 protein binding. The coding region runs from base 282 to 1007 and encodes 241 amino acids. NCBI's taxonomy places the organism in Eukaryota, Metazoa, Arthropoda, Insecta, Hymenoptera, Ichneumonidae. The transcript is spliced from 4 exons. The record is from RefSeq and is a predicted model, not a curated record.